Colletotrichum karsti is the source of this 723-nucleotide messenger RNA. Its product is annotated as CAP-Gly domain-containing protein. The record is from RefSeq and is a predicted model, not a curated record. Gene Ontology annotation, biological process: tubulin complex assembly; post-chaperonin tubulin folding pathway; cytoplasmic microtubule organization. Gene Ontology annotation, cellular component: cytoplasm; nucleus; microtubule plus-end. The transcript is spliced from 2 exons. NCBI's taxonomy places the organism in Eukaryota, Fungi, Ascomycota, Sordariomycetes, Glomerellales, Glomerellaceae. Bases 1 to 723 code for a protein of 240 amino acids. Gene Ontology annotation, molecular function: microtubule plus-end binding; alpha-tubulin binding.
AUGGCCGACGUUCCUCUGCAAGUCAUUUCGGAAAACUCGUCGUCAGAGCGUCGUAUCACCCCAUCAUGGACCAUUACCCAGCUGCGGUCUAAGCUGGAGCCCAUCACGGGCGUCCCGCCUUCGUCCCAGAGAAUCAGCCUCAAGACGGCUUCGGCGAGCAUUCCGAUUGAGGCGGCCGAUGAGGACAACGCACGAUUGACAGCUUUCCCGCUCGCCCCGUAUGCCGAGCUGCAUGUCGCCGACACGCGACCGGCAGGGGCGCGUCCAAACUUCACGGACACUACGGGUGUUGAGAAGUAUGUCAUGCCGGAGGAGGAGUACGCCAAGAAGACCGACUCCGUACUGGCCUGGAAGAAGGCUCAGAAGCUCGGUCGGUUCGAUCCUGACGCGCCAAGCCUCGAACAGGCCAAGGUUGCGGCUCUCUAUCAAGAGAUUGAGCAGCGGGGCAUCGAGGUCGGCAAGCGGUGUCGAGUAGGCGGCGAGGAUUCCCGCAGAGGUGUCGUCAAGUACGUCGGCGACGUCAAGGAGAUCCCGGGCGGCCUGGGUCCCUGGGUCGGAAUUCACCUCGACGAACCCGUUGGAAAGAACGACGGCAGCAUCGAGGGAACUCGGUACUGGGGCGAGAAGUCAACCUUGAAGCAUGGUGUUUUCGUGAGGCCCGAGCGGGUUGAGGUUGGCGACUGGCCGGUCCUGGAUGACUUGGAAGACAUGGAGGAGAUCUAA